Messenger RNA from Tauraco erythrolophus (red-crested turaco), 3305 nucleotides. NCBI's taxonomy places the organism in Eukaryota, Metazoa, Chordata, Aves, Musophagiformes, Musophagidae. The record is from RefSeq and is a predicted model, not a curated record.
CAGUGGAGCUGGCCUCGGCACCGGGAGAGGCUGGACUUCCCGUCUCUCUGUGCUGAAUGGCUGCGAUGGCGCCCGCUCUCACUGACGCAGCAGCUGAAGCUCACCACAUCCGAUUCAAGCUGGCUCCCCCGUCCUCCACCUUGUCGCCUGGCAGUGCCGAGAGCAACGGCAACGCCAACAACAUCCUCCUGGCUGCCAACGGCACCAAAAGGAAAGCCAUUGCUCCGGAGGAUUCCAGUUUAGAUUUCCGAAACAACCCUACGAAGGAAGAGCUGGGCAAGCUGCAGCCACUAGUGGCCUCUUAUCUCUGCUCGGAUGUAACAUCUGUUUCUUCAAAAGAGCCUCUGAAGCUGCAAGGAGUCUUCAACAAGCAGACAGUCCUUAAAUCUCACUCUCUCUUAUCUCAGUCCUUCUUGAAAACAAGUGAUCUGUUGGGGAGGCAACCAGUGUUGGAAUUCACUUUGGAGAAUCUAAAAACAAUGAGUACUAAUAGCCAGCCACCUCUCCCGCAAGCGCCUGUGAAUGGCUUGGCCAAGAAAUUGGCCAAAAGUACCAAUUCAGACCACGAAAACUCUAGUUCCCUGAAUGGUGGGAAGUGUGCUCCUCCUUCUGCUGCCCUCCAGGGUGUUGACUAUAAUGCAGGAGGUUCCGAAUUGGGGGACUUGAAGACCGGGUUGACCAAUUGCACUCUUCCACAUAGAAGCCUUGAUGCAGAGCACACAACUCCGUUUAGCAAUAAUAGCACUGCAAACAAAUCUUCCCUCAAUUCCAUGGAGCAACAGCGGGUGCUCGAGGGUGGCAGUGGAGAGACGAGGUUGCCCGGUGUGGCUAGUCACUCUGACUUUGGGAGCAGUAAGUUGGAGGAGCAGAAGCCCUCUCUGUCGGCCUGUCACUACAGUGCUCUCGACUCCGAGAUGAGGACGAGGGCAUUGCUGCGGCGGCAGGUGGACAUUGAGAACCGUGCCCGCAGGCUGCAGAAGCGCUUGCAGGUGGUGCAGGCAAAGCAGGUGGAGAGACACAUCCAGCAGCAGUUGGGUGGCUUUUUGGAGAAAACUCUGAGCAAGCUUCCAACUUUGGACCCCCUGAGGCAUCGGAGCCAGCUGAUGUUGACCAGAAAAGCAGAAGCAGCCUUGAGGAAAGCUGCGAGUGAGACAGUUACUUCAGAAGGCCUAAGCAGCUUCUUGAAGAGCGAUUCGAUAUCGGAAGAACUGGAGAGAUUCACGGCCAGUGGUAUGGCCAACUUGAGAUCCAGUGAACAAGCGUUUGACUCGGAUGUCACUGACAGCAGCUCGGGAGGAGAGUCUGACGUCGAAGAAGAGGAACUGACCAAAGCAGACCCAGAACAACCCCACGUACCACUGAGGCGAAGGGCAGAGUGGAGAUGGGCAGCAGACCGUGCAGCCAUCGUCAGUCGCUGGAAUUGGCUCCAAGCCCACGUCUCAGACCUGGAAUACCGAAUCCGGCAGCAGACGGACAUUUACAAGCAGAUUAGAGCCAAUAAGGGGCUGAUAGUUCUUGGUGAAGCAUCACCCCCUGAUCCUGCAGUAGAUGAUGCGUCCCGUCCCGUUAGUGCUGAAGUUAAGCUGGAGCCUGGGGCUGACCGGCUGAGUGUUUCUGGAUCCCAGCCACUAGAGAACUUGGGUAUUUCCGCUGCAAAUACUCCUGAAUCCCAUCCUGUCAAGCCCUGUGGAGCACCAAGACCCGUCAAUGGAGUUAUUAACACUCUUCAGCCUGGCCUGGCAGAACAUGCUCAGGGAGAUGGCCAGGAAGCUGAGGAGCUCUUGCAUAAAAGGCAACGACUGAACAUGGUUUCUUCAUCUUCGGAUGGAACGUGUGUAGCAGCUCGCACUCGCCCGGUACUGAGCUGUAAGAAGCGACGGCUCGUUCGACCGAGCAGCAUCAUGCCCCUUUCCAAAAAGGUCCAUCGUAAUAACCUGGUGCGAUGUAGCUGUGAUGUGAACCCUUCAUGUGCUCUGUGUGGCACCCGAAGCUCAACGACUCUGGAAAUCCAGUAUGAUGCCCCUUUGCUGGAGCGCCUCUCCCAACUGGACUCAUGUAUUCAUCCUGUCCUGUCAUUCCCAGAUGAUGUGCCGACGAGCCUGCACUUCCAGAGCAUGUUGAAAUCUCAGUGGCAGAACAAACCCUACGAGAAAAUUAAACCUCCCAAAAAGCUCUCGCUCAAGCACAGAGCCCCCCUGCCUACCAGCAGCCUGUCUGACCCUGCUCGCAAGGACCGCCACAAGCUGGUGAACUCCUUCUUCACCGCAGCCAAGCGCUCACAUCAAAAAUCCCAACCAGACAAGGCACACGGGCCGCCUUUAGACGAUUUUACGGCCGUGUCCCGGGCCGAGAGAGCGCCAGAGCGCUCGCUUGUCCAGCCUCCUGCCCAUGACAAAAAGCGAUGGCGAGACUGCUCGUCUGAGAGGAGUGAAGUGUUGAAGCACCACGCGGACGUCGGUGGCCCAAGCUACUUGUCAGCAGCUGCGACCCCCACACCUCACAGCCCGAUAGCACGGCAGCUGUCCACCUCCUCGGAGGGCUCCGCGCCAGCCAGCACGAGUUCACAGGGCACCUCCAGCACAGCUCAGCCAAGGAGGAGGAGAGGCGAAAGUUCAUUCGAUAUUAACAACAUUGUCAUCCCGAUGUCUGUUGCUGCAACGACUCGUGUGGAGAAACUGCAGUACAAGGAGAUCCUCACGCCCAGCUGGCGUGAAGUGGAUAUCAGCGCUCUGAAAGCGAACCCUGAUGAAGACAACGAGGAGAUCGAGGACUUGUCUGAUUCGGCCUUCGCUGCUCGGCACGGCAAGUGUGAAGAGAUGGAGCGAGCCCGGUGGCUUUGGAGCACCAGUGUCGUUCCCAAGAGACAGCACUCACGGUCUUACAGAUCGACGGACGGACGGACGACCCCGCAGCUGGGGAACCCCUCGACUCCGCAGCCGGCAUCGCCCGAGGGGGGCAACUGCCACUCCCACUUGGAGCUGUCCCACACGCAGCAGGAUGCUUUUCCAGUGGUUGGCUCAGUUCUCGGGGGGAACAUAUGAGCUUUUCCGGAGGAUUUUCCAUAGCCUGGUGUCUCUUCCCUUUAGGCUGUGCAGCCCUGGGAGCGACGCACCUUCCCGCUCUCGUACAAUCCCAGGACAGAGUGCGAGGACCAAUCUGACCCCCAAGACCGGUUGUCACGCUGCACCCGGCGCACGUCGGGCAGUAAAUCCUCCCGGGAGACCGAUGGCACUUCCGCUUUGCCCAACCUGGCCAGCCUCAAGAGCCGAACCCCCCUGGCGACACCCUCCUCCUCCUCCUCCUCC